Messenger RNA from Camellia sinensis, 1958 nucleotides. Lineage: Eukaryota; Viridiplantae; Streptophyta; Magnoliopsida; Ericales; Theaceae. The record is from RefSeq and is a predicted model, not a curated record.
GAGUGUUCACCAAUAAUGGCAACACCAGGCCGUCUCGCCUCCGUCUACAGCGAACUCCAGGCAAGCCGUCUCGACGUCGCCCUCCCUCUCCCUUCCGUCCUCAAGUCAUCCAUCGACGUCCUCGACGGCCCCCCCAGCUCCGCCUCCGGCAAUCCAGAUGAGAUUGCAAAACUGUUCCCAAAUGUAUUCGGACAGCCAUCAGCAAGCAUUGUGCCAAGCAGUUCAGCAAAGUCUGGAUGGGAUUCGAGUUUGAAGAUCGGUGUUGUGCUCUCCGGAGGACAGGCUCCUGGCGGGCACAAUGUCAUUUCCGGAAUUUUCGAUUAUUUACAGGCUAGGGCAAAAGGUAGCACAAUGUAUGGGUUUAAGGGCGGUCCAGCAGGGAUCAUGAAUUGCAAAUAUGUUGAGUUGUCAACAGACUUUAUUUAUCCUUACAGAAAUCAGGGUGGCUUUGAUAUGAUAUGUAGUGGUAGGGACAAGAUUGAAACCCCUGAACAGUUUAAGCAAGCUCAAGAGACGGCAAAGAAGCUUGAUUUAGAUGGGAUUGUUGUCAUUGGUGGAGAUGACUCAAACACAAAUGCUUGCCUUCUUGCUGAGAACUUUAGGGGUAAUAAUUUGAAAACUCGUGUUAUUGGAUGUCCAAAAACCAUCGAUGGCGACUUGAAAUGCAAGGAGGUUCCCACAAGUUUUGGGUUUGAUACAGCAUGUAAGAUAUUUGCAGAAAUGAUUGGAAAUGUCAUGAUAGAUGCUCGUUCAACAGGAAAAUAUUAUCACUUUGUAAGACUUAUGGGCCGUGCAGCUUCUCACAUAACAUUAGAGUGUGCUUUGCAGACUCAUCCAAACAUCACAAUCAUUGGUGAAGAGGUUGCUGCCCAGAAGCAGACACUGAAGAAUGUUACAGAUUACAUCACUGAUAUAAUCUGCAAACGUGCAGAACUUGGAUAUAAUUAUGGUGUCAUACUUAUACCAGAGGGUCUUAUUGAUUUUAUUCCUGAGGUGCAACAACUUAUUGCAGAGCUUAAUGAAAUCCUCGCCCAUGAUACUGUGGAUGAGGCUGGUACUUGGAAGAAAAAGCUUAGAAGCCAAUCUCAGCAGCUUUUUGAUUUUUUACCCGAAGCAAUUCAGGAACAACUACUCCUCGAAAGAGAUCCACAUGGGAAUGUACAGGUUGCCAGGAUAGAAACAGAAAAAAUGCUUAUUCAAAUGGUGGAAACUGAAUUGGAGAGCAGAAAGAUAGCUGGUGCAUAUAAGCAUCACUUCCAAGGGCAGUCCCACUUUUUUGGUUAUGAGGGUAGAUGUGGUUUGCCUUCAAAUUUUGACUCCAAUUACUGCUAUUCAUUGGGUUAUGCUGCCGGGGCUCUCCUCCAUUCUGGAAAGACCGGACUGAUUUCCUCAGUGGGAAAUUUGAAUGCUCCAGUUGAAGAAUGGACAGUGGGUGGCACAGCAUUAACUUCCUUGAUGGAUGUGGAGAGAAGACACGGAAAAUUUAAACCAGUGAUUAAGAAAGCAAUGGUGGAACUUGAAGGUGCACCUUUCAAGAAAUUUGCAUCAGUGCGAGAUGAGUGGGCUAUCAAGAAUCGAUAUGUCAGUCCAGGCCCACUUCAGUUUUCUGGCCCAACAGCCAAUGAUAUCAAUCACACAUUGAUGCUGGAGCUUGAAGCGCAAGCUUAGGAACAUUGAUAUGUCCUUUUAUUUCUCAAUAAGACACUUGAGACGUACAUUUUUCAUCAUACGUGCAGCCUAAGAGAUAGAUUUUCCACUUGCUAGACUUUUUUUUUUUUUGGGGGACAAGUGGAUAAUAAAAGAUUCAUGUGAAAGAUACUUUCCACGCGAUUAAUAGUAUAGUAUCUUUUUUUUCCUAAAUAUUAACUCUUCCUCCGUUUGCAUAUUACUUUCAAGUUUUAUAUGUAAUGCCUGAAGUUUGCCAAAUUAAAACUGAAAUGCACUCAACCUGUUGAAUU